Bursaphelenchus okinawaensis is the source of this 1482-nucleotide messenger RNA. The record is from the annotation of a GenBank genome assembly. NCBI's taxonomy places the organism in Eukaryota, Metazoa, Nematoda, Chromadorea, Rhabditida, Aphelenchoididae.
AUGGAGAACAUGCUUCAGCAAGAGGCCACCAACCAGAAGUUUGCUCCUUAUGUCGCAGAUGCAUUGGAAUGUGUAAAAUUAAGGUUUGGUAAGUAAGCUCAUCUUUUAAAAUGGAGUUUUUAGUCGGAAAAGAUUGCAAUAUCGACGAUGCCAAGGAAUACGACGUUGAAUUUGCUCACCAGCACUUUGAAUCGUAAGUUAUCCAUGACAUUAUCAAUAACUUUUGUAGAGAGAAGAUUGUAGGAUACAAAGACUUGAAGGUGGAUGUGGUGUACUCUAACUUAACCAUGUAUUCAUAUGUAAAUAUUGAACACAGUGGGGACAUAACAGAGGUGGAUAAGACUAUUGAACCAGAUGAUAUUGUCUCUCUCAUCAGAAAUCAAUACCCAACUGGUCAUUCUGCAGCUUUGAUGGCCAAACGUGAGGCUUUUAAAGUAGUUUGCGACAGACAGAAGGAGUUCCAACCGUAUGGAAAGAAAGUUUCCGACUUAGAGUGGAACAACAAGAAGUACGAGCUCUAUAGUGUUGAAUUUGGAGACCGGAAACAAGGCUUUGAUGAGUACCUCGGCCGUGUUCAGACAUUGUCAUUGUAUUUUAUCGAAGCCGCAUGGUACACAGACCCGACAGACGAAAGAUUCAUGUAUUACUUCAUCUAUGAGAAGGAACCUACCUUUGCGUUAGCUGGAUACGUUUGUCUGUACCGGUUUUACCAUCAUCCUGAUCUAGUGAGGCCAAGGUUUGCUCAAAUCAUGGUGUUGCCACCGUGCAGACGAUGCGGAUUUGGUAACAAAUUCUUGGAGAUGGUUUACACUCAAUUGAGGAGUAUUCCUGAUGUCUUUGACAUUACAGGUAAUGCAAUUUUAAGUUUUACUUUAUCUGAAUCUUUCUUUUUGGAAAACUGUUUAAAUUUUUAGUUUAUUUAAUAUUUUUACGAUGUUGUUUUAGCUGAAGAUCCGGCUGACACUUUCUUGUACAGUCGAGACUUCCUUGAUUGCAAAUUGUUGAAGAAUAUGAAAGAGUUUGGCUUCGAGACGUUACGAAAGGGAUACACAAAGGAAUUACAAGAUAAGAUCCGUGAAAAAGCAAAGAUUGGAAAGGUAAAAUAAUAACUUCAUCUUAAAGUGACAGAAUCUUUUGUAUUAUUUAUGCAAGUACUAAUGUGUACCGUUUUAGGUUCAAGCACGUCGCGUGUACGAGGUCCUGAGGUAUUACUAUGUCCAGACACAGUUCCCUGAAGACGAAGAAGCCUUCGAAGCAGAUGUCAAGAAGAGAAUCGAGAUUCCAUUCAAGAAGUCGAGCAGAGAUUCCUCCAAACUCAGAAGUGCAUUAUCAGAUCAGGAACUGUCCGUUGUUAACGCCAACGACAACCCAGAAGACAUUCAGAAGAGCGUGGACGCCAUCUACGACUCCACGCUACAGGAAUACGACGUCGCGUUGGAUCGUUUGACAAGGUUCGAACCCGAAUUGUUUCCCAAAUGUUAA